GUCAAAUGUUUUGUUUCCACGCCAUAUUUGUUAGCCGGCUAGCGCUCACUGAAGAGGCUCCUGACGAGGUCUCGGCUCAAUCCGACAUCAUCGGCGCGUUCCCGAGGAUCAUCGACUCCACAGCUGCGUCUCUCGCCGCGUAUACGCGUUCACACGUGCUUAGCCGGGGUUUUGGCCGCGAGCGCAGCGCAGAAUUUAAAUAAAAACGAAGCGAUCGAGUCGCGUUCCCUUGAGAUCAGCGCAGGAGCGUCACUAGCAGGGGUCUGUCGCUGCUCCUUUCAUCAAACACAAGCUUCAGCAUCAUGGCCUGCGGAGCCACUCUGAAAAGGACUCUGGACUUCGAUCCUCUGAUGAACCCGGCGUCUCCGAAGAGAAGGAGGUGCGCGCCCCUGACUCCGUCCAGCUCCAGCGCCUCCCCGCAGAAAUACCUGCAUGAGCCCUCGCCCUUCGGCAGAGUGACCUCAGCCCUCACCACAGAGCAAAUCCUGAGCAACAUCAAGCAGGAGUACAAGCGCAUGCAGAAGAGGAGACACCUGGAGAGCAGCUUCCAGCAGACCGAGUCCUGCUGCCCCCUGGAGCCUCAGGCCCACGCCUGCAUCAGCGGCACAGCCACGCUGCCAGGCGCGUCCUCUGGCUCCGCGUCCCCCUCCAGACGGGAGCAGCCGCUCUUCACGCUGAAGCAGGUGGGCAUGAUCUGUGAGCGUCUGCUGAAGGAGCGCGAGGAGAAGGUGCGCGAGGAGUACGACGAGAUCCUCACCACCAAACUCGCAGAACAGUACGAUGCUUUCGUGAAGUUCACCCACGACCAGCUGAUGAGGCGCUUCGGGGAGCAGCCGGCCAGCUAUGUGUCCUGAGCGGUGUCCGGUGCUCUCGUGGAUCUCUCAGGAUAGGUCCAGCAGUGCCAAUCGAUCGCAUCUUUCCCCGCUGGGCACGGAGUUUGUGUCAGGCUUCUGUCUCUCUCUGCAGCGGCUCAGUGCUUCCUGCCCUCCUCACCUGCAACUAGUACUCCAAUCAGUGGCUCUCGUGUCUCUUACUGAACCCUGGAUAUUUAUUAGGCUUUGACGAUGCCUUUUAUACUGUCACCUGUCAUUACAUCCUCGUUUUUAUGUUUGAUUUCUGUAAAAUGCCUUUUCUUCACUGCAGAUGAUGUGGAUUGUGUGAUAAAUGUGAGGGAGACUGCUGUUCAUAGCUUCGUGUAAAUACAUCCUGGCUUUCAUCUGGAGUUUUCAUGUACAAAUCAGAUACAGCGUUUAUUUUGAUUGGAGUCUGUUUUCAUGCUUUGUAUUUAUUUUUAUUUGUUUUGCCCCUUUCCUCUGCAUUAUGGUUUUACUGCUCCUGUAGUUUAAAUGACUUCUGUUGGGAAACUAUACAAAUAAACUGUUUACAUAA
Messenger RNA from Cyprinus carpio (common carp), 1389 nucleotides. RefSeq names its product akirin-2-like. The record is from RefSeq and is a predicted model, not a curated record. Lineage: Eukaryota; Metazoa; Chordata; Actinopteri; Cypriniformes; Cyprinidae. Gene Ontology annotation, biological process: positive regulation of transcription by RNA polymerase II; positive regulation of innate immune response. Gene Ontology annotation, cellular component: chromatin; nucleus. Gene Ontology annotation, molecular function: transcription coregulator activity.